Messenger RNA from Vollenhovia emeryi, 889 nucleotides. RefSeq lists its product as uncharacterized. Gene Ontology annotation, cellular component: mitochondrion. Gene Ontology annotation, molecular function: NAD+ kinase activity. Gene Ontology annotation, biological process: NAD+ metabolic process. NCBI's taxonomy places the organism in Eukaryota, Metazoa, Arthropoda, Insecta, Hymenoptera, Formicidae. The transcript is spliced from 4 exons. The record is from RefSeq and is a predicted model, not a curated record.
AUGAGAAGUCGUAUACGUACGACAAUGACUGGAGAAGGACUCUAUCGACAGCCCUUUCGCGUGCAGGAAAAGGGUCGUGUACAAGGCGAGAAAAGAGUCGACGCACUCAUGAGAUCCACUCAGAGGAAAAUAGCGGAUGCCCUGCAGCCCCGCCUGAGAAUUUUACCCUGGCUGGCAUUAAAUGAGGUGUUCAUGGCCGAAUUUUUACCGCCGAUCCUGGUGGCGAUUCAGGUCGACGACGAGGAGAGGUUCACGAUCCGUUCCUGCGUCUGCACAGGCUCAGGCCCUCGGUCCUGGUUCAGGACGAUGAAUUUGCAGACUGCCGAAACCGUUCAAACGCUCGCGGCCAUGGCAACUGGUAGGCAACUCGACGAGAAAGAAACCUGCAAAGUGCUGUACAAGUAUCACAGUAACCUCCUGUUCCCGCCAGAAAACAUUAAGUUACGAUUACUCAAAUGUCGAAUGUUUGCGUUACAGAAACUUUAAACAUACAUGAUAUAUGAGAUGUCUUGAAAUUCGCUCUGGCCGACGCUUAUUUCGAACAAGCGAAUGUGCUGCGGAAUUAAAGUCAAGUCGAUGGGCUUUGACGCCGGCCUCGUUCUAGAUGGCAGCGUGUCUUUACCCUUCAACGACGGUGGCACCGCGUCCUUCGAGAUCCGACCUGAAUACUCGUUGCAAAAUAUUAUCCUGCGCUAAAUAUCACUGUAACUCCACCCCCGUUGCGCAAUAAAACUACUUCUCGCUCGUUAGUAAUUUCUGUCCCUGUCACGACAGAACAAUCAUACAAAGGGUCUCAGCUUUCAGUCGGAAAGAAGCAAAGGGGUAACUUCUUUCAGCACACCUUGCUGAAUCUCGCACGACGCAGUACCGACGGACUAAGAGAUCCUCU